Malaya genurostris is the source of this 2771-nucleotide messenger RNA. RefSeq lists its product as uncharacterized. Bases 644 to 1588 code for a protein of 314 amino acids. The transcript is spliced from 5 exons. Gene Ontology annotation, molecular function: protein binding. NCBI's taxonomy places the organism in Eukaryota, Metazoa, Arthropoda, Insecta, Diptera, Culicidae. The record is from RefSeq and is a predicted model, not a curated record.
AAAUAAAUGAACUUAAAAAGCACUCCAGUCGUGUCAACGAAUAAACUGGAAGCGUCGCGACGCUUUACUUCCCUUCAAAUAUUACAUCAGAUGACAUUUUUUCAUUGUGCUAGUACAAUAUCCUUACCAUCAGCUUACACACACACACUCCUACACAUCGUUGUUUUCCUCGGAGUUUUCCACCAUCGAUGCGUAUUUUCUCGCAUCGGCAAACAGAAACGUCCCGUCGCUUUCUUUGCACGCAGCACUGUCGCGAUUUUUGCUGUUUUGCGUAGUAGUUUGCUCCUACCUACAAUAAUAAAUCGCAUAUCAUACAUAAUUACAACUAGCGAGGUGAUUCAAGUGGUGAAACGUGGUGAAUGUGCUUUUCAGCCGAACAAUCAAUAUCAAACAAUACAGCUACGGAGUACGGUUUUUCAUAAAUUGGUUCCACCGCACAUAUCUGCACUGCCGAAAACGGCCAUAAAUCUUCGCUAGGCAGCUUUUUUUCGUUGUCUCUGACUCCUUACUGAAACGCUUUCGCCCAAGGCUUCCGCUUUCGCACCUGCAGCAUUGCUCCUGGUCGGUUCACAAAGUUUUCCGGCAAAAAUCACCAACGCUAGUGGGUGGAAAUUGUUAUAAGAAAAAAAACUUUACUUUUACGAUGUCAAGGCUCAUCGUCAAUACGGCCUAUCUGGACGAAGCGAACGGUAACACGCUAUUGAGCAAUCCGGCCACCACUCCAACGGUUGAUCAUCACACGGUUGCCGGACCGACGGAAACCCUAAUCAUUCAAUCACCCUCGAACGAUGACCUUAGCCAGAGCCUUUCCGAGUACACGGAUGCCGAUGAGAGCAUUUCAGCACCGACCGAGCUGUUGGCGGAGUUUCUCUCGGCGGUGAUGUUGCGUGAUUACGUGAAUGCUCUAAAGUAUUGCAAAUUGAUUCUACAGUAUGAACCGAAUAACAGUACGGCCCGUGACUUUUAUCCUCAUAUCCUGUCGAAACUUGCUUCGGAAGUUGGAACCGAGCAGCAGUCCGGAGAGAGUGACGAGAAUUACAAUUUCAACUGCAGUACAUCGUCGUCCAAUUCGGAUGGGGACAUCGACAUCGACGAGGUUGUCAUGAUCUGCAGCAGCGACAGUGAACAGUCCUCAAAUUGCAGUUCCUUUCUAGACUACUCGAACGUGAGUAGCAGUGUCAGCGACGAGGAACUGCUCAACGAAAAAGUGCUGAAUCACAUCAACUGUCACAGUACUACCGACCAAUCGGAUCAACUACCCCCGUCCCAGUCAGCAACCGAUAAUAACACAUCGCACUCGUACUCCAGUCUACUGUUGGAGGAAGAGGAAAAGGAUCUGUCGCUGUCCGAUAUUUCCAAUUUGAACAUCGAGGAUGAUGAGAAUGGCGAUGAUUCGGGAGAUGGUCCACAGGAUGGUAACACGGACACAGCAGUCGCAACCCAAUCAUCGACACAGCAAGCCAAAGCUCAGCCUAAGCCUCAGUCUCACCAGCAACAACCCGCGACAACCAGUACGCCGCUUGCUUCCAAAUUAGUUGCCAUGUUGCGAGCUCGAGUUAUACCUUCCAAAUCUUCUAACAACGACUAGAUGCCCUCCCCCAGGAAUGGAACGUUUCGUCGUCGUCGUUUACUGCAUACAUGUGUGUAUACAAACGCCACGCUGUACCUGUAGGCCUUACUGAGAAAAUAGUUAUCAUUUUAUUCUUUCAACUUAUAAACUCUAGUAAUAUAUAGGUAUAUAGUUCCAUUGGUUAUUAUUACCGAUAUGUGCUAUGAUUGAAAUUUCGCGACCUAAAAUUUAUGCUUUUCAGUAUCAGUUCAAAGAGAUAAUCAAUGACAGACCAACUUCGAAUGUAGAACCAUUUUUAGGUGCGUUUACAGAAGCUAUCUACACUUUGAGAAAAUAUUAAGUGAAACGAUAGUAAAAUGACUGAUAGAACUCUGAUGCUGUGAGCAAUCGGAGGACCCCUAGAAGAAAAAAAAGACGUAUGAUAUGAAGCACAAACUUUGAAUCCAAAUGACACUGUACAGAUCCCGCCGCAAAAAUCUGCGGCUGAGCGAAGAGCUAUUCACCGUAGAUUAGGACCAGCCAGUGUAUAACGGAAAACCCAUUCAUACAAUUUUUACUCAGUUUUGUAGGUAGUGACUAUUAGAAUGUAAGAAUGUAAGAUCAAUCAUUUUCACAUAUCUAGAGUAACUGAUUCUUUAUGUAUAAGUGGACGGAAUCGGUAGAUGGCUCAUCCGAAACACACCCAUAAAAAAACAAUCACAUUUUGCAAAAUUGCAACUUUUCCGACACUACACACACAUACACAAAGACAUAGCUCAGGGCGUUUACAGAAGGCAAUACUAUUGUCAAUACUACAAUUGAGAAGGAAAACUCUAUUAACAAGUCCAUUUUUAAUUAUUUCCCGUGCUGACAGCAAAAGUUUUAGUUUCAAGUGAAAAGACCUUAAAACCCUCCUCUACCUUUUAAAGUUAGAAUGCUGUAUUAAAUCAGUGUUGACAAUAUUACUGUCGCAUUUCCGCCUAAUUGCCCUGUUAUCAGUUUUGUUACAACUUCAUUCGAUACCCGAUAAGGUCCAUCUCUGUGGUAAACAAUGUUGCAACGUCAACCACCAUGCAAAUUAGUUUACAGACACAAUUGUUUUGUUGAUCCGGAUACAAAGAUAGCGCAUCGACACGAUAACAAAAAACCUAACAACAAGUUCCAAGUUGUAAACUGUAUGUGUGUAAAAUAACAGUGUGUAAUAAAGCUGAGUUGAUAACGG